AUGGAGGAAGACACUACUAUGGUUCAUGUGACCACUGAGGCAAGAGACUCGGGCCCCCCAGAUGCUCCUUCCAGUUUAAGCAACGGCAACGAGGUGCAGGGGCCAGAUUUGAUGGCCAAGCCGGCACUCAUGGAAGAGUGCCAAACCGAGUCUGACUAUGACACCCUAGCAGAAAUCCCAUCCUCACAACUGAAUGACGAAAAUACGGCACCAGAUAUGCAACAAAUUGAACCUGGUCAUCCCACUGCUCCCGUCGACCCCGUUCCAAGGAGACGUCCCGUUGAUACAGCGUUCGAGAUGGAUGAAGAUGACUACGAAGCUCUGCGACUCUCGUUGGGAAUACCUAAGCAAUCGGAUGGGUUUUUGAACAGGAAAACAUCCCCAAGAGCCAUUCCAAGCCCGGCCACGCCCGGAACACAGAUCGCACAGGAAUCUCGAACUACUGACAGGCAUCUGGCGUCUCCGAUUCAGCUCCAACCUCGGCGUCGUCCGCCGACCAGUUCUAGUACGCCGCUAAGUGAGGCACGGAAUGUGUCCAGAAGAUUCCCUGGACGACCCCGAAAGCGUGCGUACCAGUAUCUCGAGCAGGAGGCUGCUUCGAUCUUGGGUGAUGAUUGGAUCUUGCAAAAGAAUAAGCUCACCUCGAACAUGAAUGACAUGUCCAAUAACGAAAAGAAGCCACACCUGGCGAGCAAGUCCUCUUGGAACCCGCAGCAAAAACGCACACAAUCUGGGACUCAAAGCACUUUAUCCACCGCGACCUGGACUGUGCUCCCAAAAGAUCGGCUUGAGGUGGUGCUACAAACCAAACGAAGCACUCGGCUGGCUGCAUAUAAGGAGGCUGAUGGUAGUAGCAAAAGUGUCGCCGAACUGCCCAAGAGAGGUGGUCAUCGCGGAAGAGGUCGACCAAGAGUUUUGCUAAGCGCACGAAAUCAGGCUACCAGCCGGGUUGAGAAGACGGCUGCCGUGAUAUCCAAGAAUACUUCAAGUGGCAGACCUAGGAAUGCGACGCGGAGAGUCAUCGGUGGCAGGGUUGGCGUUAUCGGGGUGAGACGAAGUGAGAGAACGAAUGCCGGCAAUCUCGACCCGGCCAAACAUACAAUCACUUCUGGCAGCGUUGAGCCAACUAUGAAGAGUGUAGUUGAACCUGGAUCUCGACGGGGCAGACCGCCAGGUCGACCAAAGCGAAGAGGCCGGCCACCAACCCGUGGGGUGUCAAGCGGACGGAAGUAG
Metarhizium robertsii ARSEF 23 is the source of this 1233-nucleotide messenger RNA. RefSeq lists its product as uncharacterized. The transcript has a single exon. The record is from RefSeq and is a predicted model, not a curated record. NCBI's taxonomy places the organism in Eukaryota, Fungi, Ascomycota, Sordariomycetes, Hypocreales, Clavicipitaceae. Bases 1 to 1233 code for a protein of 410 amino acids.